This is a messenger RNA of Parasteatoda tepidariorum (common house spider), 1679 nucleotides long. Its product is annotated as projectin protein bent. Gene Ontology annotation, molecular function: protein kinase activity; protein binding; ATP binding. NCBI's taxonomy places the organism in Eukaryota, Metazoa, Arthropoda, Arachnida, Araneae, Theridiidae. Gene Ontology annotation, biological process: protein phosphorylation. The record is from RefSeq and is a predicted model, not a curated record.
UGAAGUCCGUUUUUAGCCUUAGAAGUAGGCAGAUGCGGGCUUCAGAGACACACGCCAAAGCCUUAACUCAGUCAUUGUUUGGUAUGCCAUCGAGUAAGAACUUUGGCUCUGGAGGAUGGUGGUGAUACAUACUUGGUUCCGAAUCACCAGUCAGCAUUCCUAAAAUCAAAAAUUGUCCAUCCACUCGGAAUAUUACAGCUAUUCAACAAAUCGUUAUAAGAAAUUAUAAAAUCGCUUGUUGAAACUACAAGAUUAUUUGCUUAUUUUAUUGAAGAAAAAAAAAGCCAUUCAUUGGAUUUAAAAAUCGUUUGGAGAAACUGAAGAUUACAUUUUUAUUGUAUUAAAAGCAAAGCUUUAUUUGGAACUUAAAAAUCGUUUGGUGAAGUAGAAUAUUUCUUGUUUAUUCCAUUGAAGACAAAAGGUAUAGUUGGAAUUUUGAUGAAACUGAUGAUUUCUUGUUUAAUCUGUUGAAGCCUAAACUGCAUUUGGAAUUUAAAAAUCGUUUGGUGAAACGUAAGAUUUAUAUAUUCAUUCCAUUGAAGACGCAGACGUGUUGGGAUUAUAAAUCGUUUGGUGUUAAUUGUGAAUAUUGAGGCAUUUAAUUUAUAGCGUGAUAGAAAACAUUGUGGACUUUAAAAUAUAAAAAUUCUAUGGCAAUAGAUAAAUAAAAUAAUUGAUUUAAUUCAAGAGGAAGUGCUGCUUUUUAAACAUCCAUAUUCCCUUGUACGUUAAAAUAAAAUAUCCUAUUAAAAUUGAAAUAGUUUUAGCAUACAUUCAGUUUAAAGAUUUUUCUUAAUGACGUAAGUAAUUUAACCUUUAAAAAUUUUGAAAAUGUACGUACUAAACUUAAGUUAAAACUGUAAUUGCACCGUGCACGAUUAGAGUACCGUUAUUUACCUAUGGGUACUACAAAAACCCCUACUUUUAUUGAAAAACCCAAACUAAGAGAGGAUGAAGAAGAAGAUAUCGUUUACUUCGAAUGCGUCGUGGAAGCUUUUCCUAAGCCAGAUGUUUUGUGGUAUUUUGAAAAUAAAGUCUUAAAGAAAACAAAGAAAAUCUCCAAAAUUGUGAAAACAUUAGAACCCAAUAAAUUUUUUAUUGCCUUAAAAAUAGUUGAGCCCGAAGAGGAGGAUUCGGGCGAAUAUAAAGUUUCAGCGACUAACAGAAUUGGUAAUGCUAUAGGUACCAUCAAGGCAGAUUUUAAAGCCGUAGAAGAGCAAAUUCCGGAUCAAAAGGCCCCCGUGUUCGAGAAGAAACCUGCCAUUCGACAGGAGGAGGAUGAAGAUCGUCUUUAUUUCGAAUGUGUCAUAGCCGCCAAUCCCGUACCGACGAUCUCCUGGUUUAGAGACGAUAAACCUGUCGAAAGCAAAGAUAGAUUCCAAAUUAAAUGUGAAAGGAAAGGAAAUUCUUACCACUGUGCUUUAGUCAUCGAAGAUGUUGAUGAGGAAGAUGGGGGAAAGUACAAAGUCACGGCGAAGAACAAUUUGGGAGAAAGCAGCGCGACCAUCAACCUCAACUUCGAUACUGAUGAAGAUGAGGAGGAAGAAGGGAAACCAACAUUUACAGGAAAACCACUUAUCAAACAAAGUCCAGAUUUUAAGAGUAUCAUAUUCGAAUGCAAUCUCACAGCCGAUCCUAAACCUACACUACAAUGGUAAGUUGACAACAGAAUGGAAAUU